Vespa crabro (European hornet) is the source of this 694-nucleotide messenger RNA. RefSeq names its product protein bcn92 (gene bcn92). Gene Ontology annotation, biological process: iron-sulfur cluster assembly. Lineage: Eukaryota; Metazoa; Arthropoda; Insecta; Hymenoptera; Vespidae. Bases 73 to 366 code for a protein of 97 amino acids. Gene Ontology annotation, cellular component: L-cysteine desulfurase complex; mitochondrion. The transcript is spliced from 2 exons. The record is from RefSeq and is a predicted model, not a curated record.
UAGAAUAGUCGUUUGGAAGAAACGUCGAAGAAUCUUGUACUCUUUCAUUUGCUUUGGUCUAAGUUGUAUACGAUGGCCAAUCCUCGAAAUAAAAUUUUAAAUCUUUACCGAAAUUUAAUACGAGAAAGUAAAAAAUGGAAUGCAUAUAACUUUAGGAUGUAUGCACUUCGUAAAGUAAGAUAUGAAUUCCAACAAAACAAAACAUUACAAGAUGAAAGAGAAAUCGAGCAAUGUUUUCAAAAAGGUCAAGAGGCAUUAGAAAUAAUUAAACGACAAGUAAUAAUAGGACACUUAUAUGGUACAAGACCAUUAAUAAUUGAAGCAAAGACUGCAUCUAAAAAUAAACUUAAUAGUAAAUUUGUAUAAUAUAAUACGUUUAAAAGUACAUUAAGUUUGUAUACGCUGUAAAAACUUUUUGUGUUGUAUAUGUUAUAUAAAUAUUUUAUGUUGCAAAUGAUUGUAAUACCAUCAUAUUUAAAAAAAUAUAUAUAUAUAUAUAUAUAUAUCUAAUAUAUAAUAUUUAAACUAAUAUAUAUAUUAUAUACAAGCCAUUAUAUAUGUAAUUGCACAAGCAUAUACACAAGCUAUAGUAGAUACAUAUUAUUAUAUAUCAUUUAUACAUCAAGUACAUUAAUUUCUCAAUGUAUAAUAUCUAAACAAAAUGUUUAAUCAAUAAAUAUUAUUUAAUAGAUAA